CGAGCAUAAUGUCAACAAGAGGUGGAUUUGUCCGACUUACGCUGCUCGUGACGGUGUCCGUGUUCGCCCUGCUGCUGAUCCUCAACGCCCUGCAGCGAUCGGAGCAGCUGGUACCGACCCGGGCCGCCGUUGCCCCGAAGGAGCCAAAGGCCACACCGCCGCCAGUGCAGGUCGUGUCGGAGCCCAUCAACGAGGAUCUCGUGCGGCAGCUGGAGCAGGAGCUGCCCGAAGUCGACUACGGCCUGUGGUAUCGCGCCGCCAAGCCACUCAACUACAAGGUGAACGCCAGCUGUGCCCACUAUCCGGAUCCGCUGGACCUGCACCUGCACAACAUCUACUGGCAGACGUUCCUCAACGGCAAUGUGACCUUCCGGCUGUAUGCCGCCUACCUGGACCAGCGGGCGGCCGUGAAGAGCCGCACGGUGCGCAUCCUGGCCACGGCCAACCAGAUCGGCGACGCCUUUCCGGCCACCCACUGCCAGCUGUGGUACGAGGGCCACCGGGAGCCCAUCUUCGUGCGGGUCAGCGAGUUCCUCAGCGUCUGGGUGAAGAGCUGGGGCCACCAGCCGCAGCUUAGCUACCCCCACCUGCUGAGUUGUCCGGUGCCGACGGCACUGCCGCCGAAUAUCUUCGACUCGCUGCCCCGCACCGUGUCCCUGGUGGCGGUGCCCUGCCACACGGCCAGCAACUCCCUGAGGGUGCACUAUGAGCUGCCCAAGCCCAGGCCGAUCGGCGCCACUUCCGCCGCCAAUGCGACAAGUGCGACGAGUGCGACGAGUGCGACCAAUGCCAGUGCGCCGCUGAGCUUUGGGGUGUGCCUCAAGGGCUUCGACUUUCCGUAUGUGGACCUGUCGGAGCGCCUGAUCGAGUGGUUCGAGCUGCAGCGACUGCUGGGCGCCACGCGGGUCUACGCCUACAUGUACGACGUGCAUCCGGCGGUGCAGCGGGUGCUGGACUACUACCAGCGCACCGGAUACCUGGAGCUGCGGCCCCUGACGCUGGCCAACGGCAUGCCGCGGCUGCGCCACUACCAGCACAUGCUGCUGCAGCAGCGGCGGCUGGUGAAGCGGCUCAACGAGCUGAUACCCUACAACGACUGCUUCUACCGCAACAUGUACCGGCACGACUAUCUGCUCAAUGUGGACGUGGACGAGGUGAUUAUGCCGCUGGGCGAGCAGCGCUCCUGGCAGCAGGUGGUCGAGCGCGCCCACCAGCUGGAGCGGGCCAAGGGGGGCAAGUGCAGCGGCCGCUUCACCUCCCUGUGCAUGAUCAAUGCGUACUUCACGCGGGUGGUGCCCGAGGCACACAACCACGAGGAGCAGGAGGCCGGCGAGCUGUACGUGCUGCAGCACACGCUGCGGCAUCGCAACCACUCGCUGGCCGGUCGUGCCACCAAGUGCUUCCACAACACUCGCUACUCGCUGACGCUGCACAAUCACUUCACGCUCAAGUGGCUGGCGGGCGCCUGCAGUCCGCGCACCGUCGACACGACGGUGGCCCAGAUGCAGCACUACCGCGAGCCGGACAAGAAAUACGAGCUCACCGAUCUGGUGGAGGAUCGCAGCGCCUGGCGGUAUGCCGAUGCAUUGCGCGCCGCCGUCGAGCAGGUGUGGCUGCACCUGGACGAUGUGCAGGGCCAGAGCGGCGAUGCCGAGGAGCAGUCAGCGCUGGAGGAGGCGCUCGUCGAGGAGCAGGAGACGGAUCUCGAGCAGCAGCAGCAGCAGCAGAUGAUGCUCCAUCCCCCAGUGCCCGUCGCCCAGAAAUAGUUCACGCAGUAUCACAACCCUC
This is a messenger RNA of Drosophila obscura, 1788 nucleotides long. RefSeq lists its product as uncharacterized. NCBI's taxonomy places the organism in Eukaryota, Metazoa, Arthropoda, Insecta, Diptera, Drosophilidae. The transcript has a single exon. The record is from RefSeq and is a predicted model, not a curated record. Bases 9 to 1766 code for a protein of 585 amino acids.